Messenger RNA from Rotaria sp. Silwood1, 504 nucleotides. Lineage: Eukaryota; Metazoa; Rotifera; Eurotatoria; Philodinida; Philodinidae. The record is from the annotation of a GenBank genome assembly.
AUGGAAAUUCCACCUGAAUUUAUUCUCACGGGUAAAACAUUACUCAUCGAAAAAUAUUCGGAAUUGUUCAUCGGUGGUCUUCAUUUCUCUCAACCUGAACAUCCAAUUCGAGUACAACAUGGUUUAUGUCUUGUCGAGGCAUAUGAGCCUUCAGAAGAACCAUCCCAUGAGGAUAACUCUCAAGCAGUUGUACAAAUCAAAAUUGAGUUAUGCUCGGAAUUUCUUCAAAAUCAACAGAAUAUUAUUAUUCGAGAAAAUUCAACGAUUCCUAUUGGAUCAUUAUCAGGCAAUUGGAUGGAUCUCUAUCGAGAUCAACGUUCAGCACCGGUCAAUGAUGUUAUCAUCGAGAUUAAUUCAGCUGAUUUGAUUCGAGGUCGAACAAUUCUCAUACAGAAAAAUAAUAUAUUAAUGAUCAAUCGAGAAGAAUUCGAUGAUGAACAAAAACGUCGUCUAUCCAAAAAUACAUUCACAAAACAGGAUCGAUUGAACUUGGAAAGUCAGUAA